UUGGCUGGCUCUAAUAAGAACGACGCCACUUUACGGGCGCGUCGGAGAGUUGCGCAAGCGCAUCGCAUAGCGAGUCGCGCGACCCCUGUCCGAGAGACGAUGGCGCUCAACAAGAAUCACUCGGAGGGCGGCAGAGUGCUUGUCAACAACACCGAGAGCGUCCUAAUGUCCUAUGACCAUGUGGAACUUACAUUCAGUGACAUGAGAAAUGUGCCCGAGGCCUUCAAAGGGACCAAGAAGGGCACUGUCUACCUUACCCCUUACCGGGUCAUCUUUCUGUCCAAGGGGAGGGAUGCCAUGCAGUCCUUCAUGAUGCCGUUCUACCUGAUGAAGGACUGUGAGAUCAAGCAGCCUGUGUUCGGUGCAAACUACGUCAAGGGAACAGUGAGGGCUGAAGCAGGAGGUGGCUGGGAAGGCUCUGCUUCCUACAGGCUGACCUUUACAGCAGGGGGCGCCAUUGAGUUCGGACAGCGAAUGCUCCAGGUGGCGUCUCAAGCCUCCCGAGGUGAAGCCCCCAAUGGAGCCUAUGGGUACCCUUACAUGCCCAGCGGGGCCUAUGUCUUUCCCCCACCAGUCGCCAAUGGAAUGUACCCCUGCCCUCCCGGCUACCCCUAUCCACCGCCCCCACCUGAGUUUUAUCCGGGCCCCCCCAUGAUGGACGGGGCCAUGGGAUACGUGCAGCCCCCACCGCCGCCCUAUCCUGGGCCCAUGGAACCUCCCGUCAGCGGACCAGAUGUCCCUUCCACCCCUGCAGCUGAAGCCAAGGCCGCCGAAGCCGCUGCCAGUGCCUACUACAACCCAGGCAACCCCCACAACGUCUACAUGCCCGCAAGCCAGCCGCCACCACCACCCCCGUACUACCCUCCGGAAGACAAGAAGACCCAGUAGAGCCCUCCCUGCCUCCUGCCACCCAUCCUUCCUCCCUGCCGCUCUCCGUGGGGCUGAGACUGGCCUGGGGGAGGCGCUGGGAGGGCUUUGAUCUUCCUCCCCAGCUGAUGAUAAAAACACUUACCAGGAAGAAGCGUCCGAGGAAGGGAGGGCCCUGUCUCUGGAGAGUCCCCCCCAGCUCCCCGCCUGAGCUCGUCCACAACGCUGCUCAGCCAGGCUUCCCAUUUGCCGCCUCCAGGGCUCCCCUUGGGAGCCUGGUGUGCCCCUUGUUCCCGUUUCACUCGUGGCUUCUCCCCACGGAGGGCCUCUCUGACCACCUCCUCCACCCCAGGCCAGUCUCUCGUGUCGGUAACCGCUUUGUCCUCAGCUGCCACUAACCCCGUGAGUGUGACCAGACCAGCCGUGUCUUCCAGGCCCGGAAGGAGGCCUUGGCCUGCCCCGGAGGGCCCCUGCCAGGCCACCCCCACAUUCCGCCCUCUGGUCUGUCUCAAGCCUCCAGAGGCCACAUUCCGCUCCAGCCCAGACUCCAGCCCUGUCACCCUUGCCUGCCCGGGGUCAGUCUGUGGCCACUCUGUGUGAGCCUGAGGGCUCUGACCUGAGCCUCUGGGGUUGGGUGGUCGCAGGGCCAGGUUGCUGCGGCCAGGGAGGAGGCCCCUGUGCUUCCCUGCUGGUGUUUCCACAGUUGGUUUUGCUCUGCCUUUUCUCGUCUCUUCCCGCUAGAGGGGCUUCUCAGCCUGGAACUGGACAAUGCAUGUCCACCCCGUCACGCCGUUGGGGCUGCUGGGUGGGCUGGGGAGAAGUGCCCUGAGCCCUGGCCAUGUGUGCUGCCUGUGACCCCCGACCCCAGCCUGCCCUCUGCCCCUCAGCUUCCUGCCUGGUUGGCUGGAUGCCCCCUGGAUGCACUAAAAUUUGCUCAUUUGCUCCUGGAUUGGCCAUGACGUGAGGAGAUGGCUAUUUAAAGAGAACGCCCUAUUUAUUUGAAAAAACUCCAGUUAAUAUAUUGAUGUGAAAUAAAUCCUGUUUGCAUCAUGAUUUGUUUGCUGAAGACGUGAAGUAAAAACAAAAUAACUGGA
Messenger RNA from Choloepus didactylus (southern two-toed sloth), 1961 nucleotides. RefSeq names its product WW domain binding protein 2 (gene WBP2). Gene Ontology annotation, biological process: positive regulation of DNA-templated transcription. Lineage: Eukaryota; Metazoa; Chordata; Mammalia; Pilosa; Megalonychidae. The record is from RefSeq and is a predicted model, not a curated record. Gene Ontology annotation, cellular component: nucleus. Bases 100 to 888 code for a protein of 262 amino acids. The transcript has 8 exons. Gene Ontology annotation, molecular function: chromatin DNA binding; transcription coactivator activity.